Molecule: messenger RNA, 3783 nt
Organism: Quercus robur (English oak)
Lineage: Eukaryota; Viridiplantae; Streptophyta; Magnoliopsida; Fagales; Fagaceae
Product: DNA repair protein RAD5A
Exons: 20
Coding region: 262-3402 (1046 amino acids)
Molecular function (GO): hydrolase activity, acting on acid anhydrides, in phosphorus-containing anhydrides; nucleic acid binding; ATP binding
Source: RefSeq, a predicted model, not a curated record
GCAUGUCACACGCAUUAACUCUCCAACUUUCCCCGCCAUUUCUAAACCCAGACCCGCCCUCUCUCCACUUUUCAUUUCCCCACUUUUCAAAACCAUCGCUAUCUUGCACCGCUGCGCAUUUUAGCACCACCGUCCCUGUCUUUCUUUGCCUUCACCGUCCCCAGUCUCACCACUCACCCUGGGUCUCACAGUCCUUCCAAAACUUCGCAAUCCCAAACUGUACACGUGGAAAUUAGGGUUCAAAUUUAGGGUUUUGUUCAGAUGGGGAAUAAGGUCACGGACGAGCUCUUAUCCACCGUCCGAUCCAUCGUGGGCUCGGAAUACUCCGACAUGGACAUAAUCAGAGCCCUACACUUGGCCAAAAACGACGCCACCGCCGCGAUCAACAUAAUCUUCGACACGCCCAAUUUCAAAUCAAAAGAAUUACAAGCCAUUCCCAAAACCCCUAGAGUUUCUCGCGCCGUUGCUUCGAAUUCUUCGAAGCGAAACGGCUUCGAGAACCAGAAUUCGAAUUCAAAUUCGAAUUCGAAUUCGACAGUGCGCGAAGCAAAUGCUACUGAUUGCAGCGUUAGUGACUCCGGUGAGGGUUUCGUCGAAGAAGAAGACGUGAGUCGAGAGAGUUCGCUUGGGGACGAGUGGUGGUUCGUAGGUUGCAGUGAAGUUUCCGGGUUGUCCACGAGUAAAGGGAGGAGAGUGAAGACUGGUGAUGAAGUGGUGUUCACGUUCCCGCUGAAGAGCAGUUCUUCUCGUUCUCCGUCGCCGGGAAAGGUUUUCGGGAAGGGUCGACAGCACGCUGUGGCAGCUUGUUCAGAGAUUGUGAGGUUUUCAACUAUAGAAUCCGGCGAGAUUGGUAGAAUACCGAAUGAAUGGGCACGGUGUCUUUUGCCGCUUGUGAGAGAUAAGAAGGUUAAGGUUGAAGGUUGUUGUAAAUCUGCUCCUGAUGUUUUAGGCAUAAUGGAUACGAUUCUUUUGUCGAUAAGUGUAUACCUCAAUAGUUCUAUGUUCCGUAAGCAUCACCAGAAUUCGCUCAAGGCAGCCAGCAAUGCUGCUGAGGAAUCAGUAGUUCAUCCUCUCCCAAAUUUGUUCCGGUUGCUCGGACUAAUCCCUUCUAAGAAGGCAGAAUUCACUCCCAGUGACCUGUACACAAGGAAGCGGCCUUUAAACCCGGAGGAUAGUUCCGGUCUUCGGGCCUCAUUGUUACACGUUAACAAGUCUACGAAUCCUUCUCGAAACGAAAAUGAAGUGGAAAAUGAGGAGUCCAUUUCAGAUGCUGAUCUCGACAACAUUGUUGGUGUUGGAAAUUGCUCUGAGUUAGAGGAAAUGGAUCCCCCUGGUACUCUUCAAUGUGAACUUCGACCCUACCAAAAGCAGGCUCUUCAUUGGAUGAUUCAGCUGGAGAAGGGACAAUGCCUGGAUGAGGCAGCAACAACACUUCAUCCAUGUUGGGAGGCAUACCGUCUUGCAGACAAGAGAGAGCUGGUUGUCUAUUUGAAUGCAUUUUCAGGUGAUGCUACAACAGAAUUUCCAAGCACACUGCAAAUGGCCAGAGGAGGAAUUCUGGCAGAUGCAAUGGGUCUUGGGAAGACCAUUAUGACCAUAUCCCUCCUCCUUGCUCAUUCAGAAAGAGGUGGAUCAUCAAGUAGUCAGUACAUGAGUCACCCGUCAAGUGAAGAUAGUGAACCCAGUGGUAUGUUGGACCACUGUCAAGAUCCGCCAAAGAAGACAACAAAAAUUUCAGGUUUUGAUAAGUUGAUGAAGCAAAAGAACAUCCUUAUUAAUGGUGGAAAUUUGAUUGUAUGUCCUAUGACACUUCUAGGCCAGUGGAAGGCAGAGAUUGAGACUCAUGCACAACCAGGGAUUUUGUCUCUAUAUGUUCAUUAUGGACAAAGUAGACCAAAGGAUGCAAGAACUCUAGCUCAGAGUGAUGUUGUAAUUACCACAUAUGGAGUGUUAGCCUCAGAGUUCUCGGCAGAGAAUGCUGAAGACAAUGGUGGACUUUACUCAGUUAGAUGGUUUAGAGUGAUUCUUGAUGAGGCACAUACCAUAAAAUCCUCUAAAAGCCAAAUUUCUAUGGCUGCUGCGGCUCUAGAUGCUGAUCGUCGCUGGUGUCUUACUGGCACCCCCAUCCAGAACAACCUAGAGGACAUUUACAGUCUUCUUAGAUUUUUGAAGGUGGAACCAUGGGGAACUUGGGCAUGGUGGAACAAACUUGUUCAAAAACCAUUUGAGGAGGGUGAUGAGAGAGGGUUAAAGUUGGUUCAGUCCAUUCUAAAGCCAAUCAUGUUAAGGAGAACAAAAUCUAGCACUGAUCGAGAAGGAAGGCCAAUUAUUGUUCUUCCACCAGCUGAUAUUCAGGUUAUCUAUUGCGAACUCACGGAAGCUGAAAAAGACUUUUAUGACGCCCUUUUUAGAAGAUCUAAGGUGAAGUUUGAUCAAUUUGUUGAGCAAGGACGGGUUCUUCAUAACUAUGCUUCCAUAUUGGAGUUACUUUUACGUCUUCGCCAAUGUUGUGAUCAUCCAUUUCUUGUGAUGAGUCGAGGAGAUACGCAAGAAUUUUCUGAUCUGAAUAAGCUAGCUAAACGUUUCCUUAAAGGCAGCCACAAUGCCCAGGAAGGGGAAGCUAAAGAUGUGCCUUCACGAGCUUAUGUUCAAGAGGUUGUGGAAGAGCUGCGUAAAGGGGAGAAAGGAGAGUGUCCGAUAUGUCUUGAAGCAUUCGAAGAUGCAGUAUUGACACCUUGUGCUCACCGCUUAUGUCGGGAAUGUCUAUUGGCAAGUUGGCGAAAUUCUACUUCUGGUUUAUGUCCUGUUUGUAGGAAGAUCAUUAGUAAGCAAGAUCUUAUAACAGCCCCAACCGAGAGUCGUUUCCAGAUCGAUAUUGAGAAAAAUUGGGUGGAGUCAUCCAAAGUUGUUGCUCUCUUGCAUGAACUUGAAAAUCUUCGCUUUUCAGGCUCUAAAAGCAUUGUCUUCAGCCAGUGGACUGCCUUUCUUGACCUCCUGCAGAUUCCUCUUUCUCGGAAUAACAUUUCCUUUGUUCGUCUGGAUGGUACUCUAAAUCUGCAGCAGCGGGAAAAAGUGUUAAAGCAGUUUUCAGAAGAUAGCAACAUUCUGGUAUUGCUGAUGUCACUGAAGGCUGGUGGAGUUGGAAUAAAUCUAACAGCAGCUUCCAAUGCCUUUGUCUUGGAUCCAUGGUGGAAUCCAGCGGUAGAGGAGCAAGCAGUCAUGCGCAUUCAUCGGAUUGGACAAACUAAGAGUGUGAUGAUCAAACGGUUCAUUGUGAAGGGAACUGUAGAGGAAAGAAUGGAAGCAGUGCAAGCACGUAAGCAGCGGAUGAUUUCUGGAGCUUUGACUGAUCAAGAAGUCAGAACUGCACGAAUUGAGGAAUUGAAAAUGCUCUUUACUUAGACCAAUACAGAAAUAUAAUAGUUGUUCCUUCACAUGAUGUCCUUUGAUGAGAAUGCUCUUUUGCUCUAAGAGCGCAUGAGAUCAAGAUGUUUAUGACCUGGUAAAAUGAGUGGCUUCUGACCUGGCACUAGAGCUUGAAGGAAGUUGACUUGGGCCUAUUUAUAUAAGCCAACAUGCUAUACUUCUUGCGGAGGCAGAUCGGGGCGGCAAGAGUUUUUUGCUAUGCAAUUUUCUUGCAUGCUCAUGUAUUUCCACCAUGGGUUUUAAAGCGGUGGUCAAUUUUUGUAAUUUGAUGGAUACAGAAUGAAUUCAAUUUGAUUUGAUUUGAUUUACUAGACCUAAGUUUUCAGGUCUUCAAAGGCAACGAAUCGAAAUGAGAAA